Messenger RNA from Solenopsis invicta (red fire ant), 2016 nucleotides. RefSeq lists its product as uncharacterized. The record is from RefSeq and is a predicted model, not a curated record. The transcript has 8 exons. NCBI's taxonomy places the organism in Eukaryota, Metazoa, Arthropoda, Insecta, Hymenoptera, Formicidae. The coding region runs from base 468 to 1484 and encodes 338 amino acids.
CGGUUUCGAGCGAGAGCAUAUGGAAGGGAGCGAGACAGUGAAUGGUGAUGGACCCGUGUUACAAAGGGUGCGUUCGAAGAGACAGCUAUUGGCGUUACUUGCGUUUUCUAUCUUUAUCAUUUAUUAGGCAUUAACAAGGAUAGAAUGAUGCAGAUAGCGCUAAUAACGUCUUCCCGAACACACCCAAAAAAAGUGAAAGGAAGAAACUAAUAGCUACGCAUGUCCUGGCCAUCUUUCUGUUUCUCUUUCAUAUUCUUUCUCUUUUUCUUACCUAACGUUUUCACCUCAUGGUUCCAGAAAGGCUCCAAUGGUAAUAUGUUUAUGCAACUUUUUGGAACAUUACCCUUUCCUCUAUAAUGUAGAAAUCGGUGAAAGUUGCUUCAUGAGAGUCACACUAUUUUAGUAUCAUUUUAGUUGCUCGAAGAUCAACACGCGUGCUCCCCAAAGCAGAAAAAAUUAUAGCAACGAUGGAAAAGAAACAUAUCGACGAUGUUCAAAUGCAAACAGUAGACGAACAGUUCAAAUUACUUUUAGAAGAUAAUAGUGUGAUUGAUGCAGAGGCGACUGAUGUAACGCCCUAUGAUCUUCCGGAAUGGUAUAAUGAAACAUUAUACAAAAAAGGUCAAAAAUAUUUCAAGCGAAACAUGGUGUCAUUAUUAGCAGGAUGUACUAUAGGUCUUAUUAUGGGUUUUUUAGUAGACACAUCAUUAAAGGUGCUUAUACUUACAAAACGAAGUAGUUCGACUUGUUCGGCUUUUAAAAGAUACGCAGAAACUGUACUACACAUAUAUAACUUAUAUGUGCAUGAUCCAAAUGAUUCAGAGUCUAAGUGGUACAAAUCGAUAAAUGCAAUUCGUUGGCAUCACAAAAUGGCAUCUAAGAAAUCAAAAAAAGCUGGUCUUGGAGAAAUUUCUCUAAGAGACAUGGUUCUCACUCAGUACAGUUUCAUGGCAUACGUUUACAUUGCGCCUAAAUCUUUUGGAUUAUGCAAUACACAUGAAGAAGACGAAGCAUUUAACCACGUCUGGCGUGUAAAUGGAUACAUGCUAGGAAUCUCUGACAGAUUUAAUUUGUGUCGAAAUAAUAUAAAUGAAACUAUUGAAUUGUGUAAAAAGAUCAAAGAUAUAUACACAACUUAUUUAAUAAAUUGCAAAACAUCACCCGACUUUGACAAAGUAAUAUCAACUGUAUCAGAUGCGUUAUGGUACAUUAUGAUCACCUUAAAUAAAGAUUCCAUGAUGGCGUUCAUCUGUGACUUACAUAAUGUUCCAUACAACAAACUUGGAUGGUACAGUUGGCUAAAUAAGAAACUUCAUGAAGGAUUACUUUAUUCAUUUCUUGUUCCUUAUGUUGGAGCAGUUGUAAGAAUAUGUUUUAACUACCUUUCUCAAUUCGUAAUUUGGAAUUUGGAUAAAUUUCCCAUACUUGCUUGGUUAAAAUUUGGGAAGAAUAAUGUUCAAUUCAAUCUUUAUUCUAAACACUAAAAUUUUUAAUUAUUGGACAUAAAGGGAUAAUUAUAAUAUUAAUGAAUUUCUAAAUGUUAUAAUUUUAAUUGAAAUAACUUUGACAAACGAUACAUUACGUAUUUGAAAUAAAUUUGUAAGAUCUAUCAACGUAUUUAUCUUUUAUAUUGUAUUUUUUAAUGAAUAAACAUUUAGAUUAAUAAAUGCAUUCGUUUAUAUUUCAUCUUUGGUUUUAUUUUAAUUAUAAAAAAUAUCUUAUCAUUUUAUAUAAAAUAUUCAAAUUAUUUUGUAAGCCUCUUCCCACAAAGAAACAAACAUUUCUUAAACGUAUUAUUAAUUCUUUUAACAUAAAAUUUCAUAUUUUUGAACAUUUGUUUAACAUAAAUAACUUAUUUCUAUUAAUGACAAAACUUAUUUUAUGAGAAAUGUUUUUUUAAAUAAACUGUUAACAUUGUUAAAUAAGUUGUGUUAAAAAAGUUUCGUCUGUAAAAAAGCAUAAUUAUUAAUAGCGUCUAACCUACAAUUAAUAAAGUGAAUUAUAUCUACGUAACCA